GCCACGGAGGCGGCGGCGGGCUGCACGUGAACGGCGCGGAGUAGCGACAGAGAACGCCCGCCAGUCGUGGACCACACUUACUGGUCUCGGAGAGCGCUCGCCGACCUUGGAGAACGCCCGUCGGUCUCGGAUCACAUCCAACAGUCUCGAAGCACACCAAGCAGUCUCCGAGCACACUCAGCGGUCUCGGAGCACACCUAGAGGUCUCGGAGCACAUCCAGCGGUCUUGGAGCACACCCGGCGGUCUCGAGGCACGCCCUACGAUCUCGGAGCACGCAUUACGGUCUCGGAGCACGUCUGAUACGUCAGCCGCAAAGCACGUCUGAUCCCGGCCAGCGGCGAGCAGCACUCGCACCUGCCAUGAAGGUGGUUCGGCUGCUGGUGGUACUGGUGCUGGUAGUGCUGGCGGUGACGGCGACGGUGGGCGCCGCCCGAAGGAAGCGGUUCCGCUCGGUCAUGCCGCGGGCUAUGCGAGCCAUCAGCCGCGUCGGCAAGGGCUCGCACUCCCGGGAGCGUUUCCUGGCUAUCCCGCAGGUGCCCUACCCAUACUAUCAGAGGCCGAAGUACCGGUACCCGUUCUACGACCAGCACGGCAACGGGCACUUGCUUUACGGCUACGGUGACAAAAGGCUCUACAGCUACACAAAGUUCAAGCCGCUGGAGGGCUACAGCAAACGGCGCUAGAGGCUCCACUGCCAGGACACCCACACGCAGCCAUCUAGUCAGGCAGAGAGCACAGUUGCAGCGCGGCGUGAAGCCCAGACAGCGAGCGGACACUCCACGGAACAGCUGCGCGGCCGGGCCUCCUCCACGGAAGGGCUGCGCGGCCGGGGCUCCUCCACGGAACAGCUGCGCGGUCGGGGCUCAUCUACGGAACGGCUGCACAGACAGGGCUCCUCCACGGAACGGCUGCAUGGCCGGGGCUCCCCCACGGAACCGCUGCAGGGACGGAGCUCCUCCACGGAACAGCUGCGCGGCUCGUGCUGACCAGUUUCAGUUGUCAGGAGUGGACAUGUAGCACUGCGGCGCUCCAUUCACCGCUCCAGCCGUUCCUCUACGGAACGGCUCCACGGACAGGGCUCCUCCACGGAACGACUGCACGGCCGGGGCUCCUCCAUGGAACAGCUGCGCGGCCAGUGCUCCUCUACGGAACGGCCGCACAGACGGGGCUUCUCCACAGAACGGCUGUACGGGCGGAGCUCCUCCACGGAACGGAUGCACGGCCGGGGCUCCUCCACAGAGCGGCGGCAGAGCGUAGAGCAUGUGGCACGGACGCAGAGCAGUCGGCGGUGCAGUCGACGGGCCCGCUAGCUGAGAGCGGACCGCUGUCGCCAUCAGAGCAGCUGCCUCGUGAAGGGGGGGGGGGGGGAGCAGCAGACUAUCCAGCAGAGCGAAGACGGCGCCAGCCCAGAGCGGACAAACGUGGUGCGCGACGGUCGUGACGCGCUGGGCGGUCCGCGC
This is a messenger RNA of Pollicipes pollicipes, 1461 nucleotides long. RefSeq lists its product as uncharacterized. The record is from RefSeq and is a predicted model, not a curated record. NCBI's taxonomy places the organism in Eukaryota, Metazoa, Arthropoda, Thecostraca, Pollicipedomorpha, Pollicipedidae. The transcript is spliced from 4 exons. The coding region runs from base 361 to 684 and encodes 107 amino acids.